UCACUCGCCCUCUGCUCCUCGUCACUCAUUCACUCGCUCGCCUCGUCACUCAUUCACUCGCUCGCCUCGUCACUCAUUCACUCGCUCGCCUCGUCACUCAUUCACUCGCCCUCUGCUCCUCGUCACCCUCUGGACUGGCCGGCUCCAGCCAUGGAGUCGUUCUUAGCCCCCAACCACCUGGGUGUGGACGACUGGGGUAACCACACACACACAGAGAUGGGGAACUUCGAUCUGGAGGAGGAGAUGGAUCUCAACGAACUCAACGACAUUUUCCGCGCGCUCAAGAGGGACAUGGAGCUGGAGGAGGACGUGGAGCUGGACAUGGAGGCGCUGGCUGCUGCUGCUGUCGACGUAGCAGAACCGUGGAGCGACAUCUACAAGCAGAUCUUCACUGACACGGAGGUGAAGGAGGAGAAGGAGGAACCGGUGGCAUCCUCGCCGGACUCGCGCUGCCUGGGCUCCCCGGCCUCCAUUGGCCCUCUGGGGCCUGAGGACGUGAAGGGGGAGAGCGGCCCGCCCACCCCGCCCACCUUGCCGGGUGACGUGCCGUGUCCGUCCCCGCUCCCCACCGUUGCCGGCAGCUCAGCAGCCGCCGCAAUCGCCGCACUCCGGCCAGAGGAGCCGCGUGGUUCGGCCGCGCGCACCGGUGGCCCCCUGCUUCUCCCACGGUGCCCGGGGCUGUCUGGCGCUGGCCCGGCUGGCCCGGCUGGCCCGGCUGGCCCGGCUGGCCCCGUGCCACCUCUGCCCGUGCUGCUCACGCGGGUUCCCCUCCUCACUCCGGUGACAGCCGGCCCACGCUGCACCGCCACCCACGGCACCGCCGCUACUGCGAUGGGCCCAGCAGCCCGCACCGCGGUGUUGCGGUGCCCCAGCCAGCUGCUGGCUCCCGCUGGCUCCAGCGUGGUGGCCGUGCCGCUCCCAAUCACCGCCAGGAACGUCGUGGUGCCGGCAUCAGCAUCGGCAGCCAAGCCCAUAGUGCCAGCACCGGCGGCUUCUAUGCCCUCCGCCCCCGCUGGCGCUGACGAGCGAGUGUGGAGGCGGCAGCAGCGCAUGAUGAAGAACCGGGAGUCUGCGUGCCAGUCGCGAGCGCGCAAGCGGCAGCAGCUGCAGCAGCUGCAGGGGCAGCUGCAGGCGGCGCUGGUGGAGAACGCGGCGCUGAGGCGCGAGAACGUGGCGCUGCGGAACCAGCUCGCUCAGCUGCUGGCGCUCGCACAGGGUGGAGGGGGUGGUGCUGCCCGCACCACGAAGGCUGUCUGUGCCAUGGCGCUGCUGGCGUUCAUCGUCCUGGGAUACGGCCCCCUCGGGCUGGGCCCGCUGGGGGAGGCCCCCCACUCCCCUGCCCCCCACCCCCGCCUGCUGCCCCCCCUGCCCGGGCGGAGGCUGCUGGGGUACGAGGAGCGGGCACAGCCACCCCCCUCGACCCCCCCCACAGAGACGCAGCGCCCACACAGCCGUGCACGCUGGGCUGACUCGGAACUGGUCCUGAGGAGGGACGACCAAGUUGUGAUCCUACCCCAGUCCUGCAUCCAGCUCAACAGCAGCGAGAUCCUGCGGCUGUCUGGGGAGCUGCAUGGAUGGAUUCUGCGGCACGAGCGGCAGCGCAAUCGCACCGUGCUCACUCCAGCGGCACGCUCAACCCCCCCGAGGAGGUCUCAGCGCCGCUCCCCCCCACUCAUCCCCCCCAUGGCCCCCACCGACAACAGCGCAGAGAGGGCGCUGUCCAGCCAGCUGCAGGUGCCGGGCGAGUGGCGCUGGCGCCAAUCCUGGGACUUCCUGGAGCUGAUUGGACGCCGGGACGACACCUUCUACGUGGUCUCCUUCCGACGGGACCACCUGCUUCUCCCGGCCCGCGCUCACAACCACACACGGAGGCCACGCAUGUCGCUCCUCAUGCCCGCCAUGGCCCAGCACAACGACUCGGUGGUCCAGGAGGAUGUGGGAGAGUCGAUGAUGCAGAUCGACUGCGAGGUGACCAACACGCGGCUGCUCCACGCGAAGACGCGGACCACACCCUCCUCCUCACCACCCUCCUCAGCAUCCUCCUCACCACCACCCUCCUCACCGCCACCCUCGUCGUCAUCGUCGUCGCUGCACACGGCACGCGGACGAGGAUGAGCCAAUCGGAGACGAGCGGGGUCCGACACACACAGCCAAUCAGAUACAAGACGUACAGCCAAUCAUAUUCGAGACACACAGCCAAUCGGAUACAAGACACACAGCCAAUCAUAUUCGAGACAUGCAGCCAAUCAGAUACAAGACACACAGCCAAUCAGAUACAAGACGUACAGCCAAUCAUAUUCGAGACACACAGCCAAUCGGAUACAAGACACACAGCCAAUCAUAUUCGAGACACACAGCCAAUCAGAUACAAGACAUACAGCCAAUCAGAUACAAGACAUGCAGCCAAUCAGAUACAAGACGUGCAGCCAAUCAGAUACAAGACAUGCAGCCAAUCAGAUACAAGACACGCAGCCAAUCAGAUUUGAGACAUGCAGCCAAUCAGAGAUAGUGGUGCUCUGUGAGGCGACUGCAGGGGGUCUGUUGACCCCUGGUGUUCCGCGCGGCUACUGCAGGGCGAGUCCACGAAAAAGAAAAAUGAGAACAUCCUCACCAAAGAAACGUACAAACAUUUCCUUGGAAAAUCAUGCGGCAAAUCACCCGACCAUGGAUCACACACAGCAGCCAUCGUCGCACCCGCUCCCCCGCCUUCCCCCUUCCCCCUUCCCCUCUCCUUCCUACGCGCUGUAGACUUGUUUCCCAGAUCACUCUUGCAAGUGAGACUCAUACCCUGGUCUCCGGAGCUCCCUCAACCUGUGUGACACAAUAAUGAAGUUGAAGCUUGAGAUUAUCCACAUCUGCCAAAUGUGAAAUAUAGAGACUCAUAUUUACGAACGAGUUGGGUUCCAGAGGUCUGUUUGUAAGUCGAUUUGUUUGUGAGUCCAACUUUAAUCAUGUCGAUUCCAAACAUGGUGUACGACAUGUACACUAAACACGGGGAAUGGCUUUAAUAGUUGUAUAAUCUCCUGCAGAUGUAGAUACCACUGGUUAUUCAUGUACUGCAGAUGUAGAUACCACUGGUUCUUCAUGUUCUGCAGAUGUAGAAACCAAUGGUUCUUCAUGUUUUGCAGAUGUAGAUACCACUGGUUCUUCAUGUUCUGCAGAUGUAGAAACCAAUGGUUCUUCAUGUUUUGCAGAUGUAGAUACCACUGGUUCUUUAAGUUCUGCAGAUGUAAAUGCCAUCACCGCCAUCUAUUGCGCGGUGGUGGAACUUACGACUCUCGGUCCGAACGGGCAACUGGACAUACGGACAGGUUUGUUCGUAUCUCUGAAAGUUCGUAAGUAGAGGAUUCUCUUGUACAUUUUUUUACGAUAUUACAAUUUACGAUCACAUCAUUGGGACAGCCUGACAGAUGCCUCCCUACUGGCUGCGAAUUCUCACUCUCAAAUCCUCGGGGAAACAGAGUUGCCUCUGUGCCGCACAGAAGCAGCUGCCACUGGGGGUGCCCCCUAGGCUAAAAAAUAAACACCCAGUACAGUCAGUUCUGCUAUUGCGCGUGGCUUCCUUCAAGUGAAUUGGAUGAUACAACGCGAUGAAUGUAUUCAGGGAAAGCAUUUUUUUUAUAUAACGCGGAUGCCAAUUGAAUACGUAAUACGAUCGAGUGAAUAGAACUACGUCGCAGUGCGAGUAAGAAUAAAGCGGUGGUAUGUACGGCUGCUGCCUCGGCAUAGCAUCGUCAUCGCAAGAGGCAUUAGGAUGCUGCUGGAUGCAGCUUAUGGACGCUACCUGCCACCACACGCCUCGGUCUUUGUUCGGGCCCUGCGUUACGCCAUCGUCUCCCGCGUUAUCGUGGACUCUGCUUUACCCGCCUAUAUCGUUUAUUAUUAUUAAUUAUAAUGCGGUGUUCUUCAGGAACGCAACUACCUGAGUGUGGAGAGGUAGUGUCGUGGUUAGCGCUACCCUGUGCUACAAACCCGGCGACCCGAGUUCGAAUUCCGCUCACGGCCAACACCAGUGACGAUUAUCUGAACUGAUCCUGGGCCUCCCCUAGGUCGACUCAGCCUCAAAUGAGUACCUGGUGUGGUGUGUAAACAUCGCUACUGGGGAGACAAAGGUGGUCCGGCAUGGUGCUGGCCACCUACCCCCUUGUGUAUCAGAGUACCGGCUUUCAUAGGUACUACUUGCUAACAACACCUACCCCAACAUUCUGUUAAGGCUAUACGGGGGAUCUUUGUCUUUGCAAAUCUUCUGUUUUGUACUCUCCGUCAUGGAGAUCCUUUUUUCCCACGCCACAACCGAGCCGUAGCCAAGCCGGCCACCCAGCAUGGCCAGGGGGGCAGGGGGGCGCUAGCCGUAGUUUUUCCACUGCGGAGGCCAGUCGAUGUCGUGACUCGGUGCGCCGAGUCGUUAGCCCAGCCACCCCCCCCCUUCCUGACCCUGCUUUGCCCCCAACCGAACUGGGAUUUAUUCUAAGGGUGGUAGCAGCUACAGUAGCAGCGGCGUAAUUGUCGCGGUUCAGUUCUGGCAUGGCUCGGAUGCACCAGUGGGCAAACCACCACUUGUACCGUGCUGGCCCUGCACUGGCUCGGGUGUGACCAAGGGGAAAACCACCAUCUGUACUGUGCUGGCACCACUCUGGCUCAGGUGUGCCAUUGGAAAAGGGGCACGUGAGAUGCAUCCGCGCGGUUGUGUUUGUACGAGGCGGGGCGGGGGGGAGGUCUGGACCGAUUCCCUGGCGCCGUGCUCAUCACGGUUGUUGGUAUUUAACAAGUGAGCAAGCUUGCCAUUAUUUAUGCCGGUCGGGUGGCCCCUUGACGCGGCGACCUGACUCUGCGACCGGGAGAGGGGCGUGCCCAUCGCCGGGCUCGAUGCCGCGAAGACACGGCUCUCUCUCAUGACGCUCGAGAAAUAAAACCGCAUGCGUGGACGCUCGGA
Molecule: messenger RNA, 4933 nt
Organism: Lethenteron reissneri (Far Eastern brook lamprey)
Lineage: Eukaryota; Metazoa; Chordata; Hyperoartia; Petromyzontiformes; Petromyzontidae
Product: cyclic AMP-dependent transcription factor ATF-6 beta-like
Biological process (GO): regulation of transcription by RNA polymerase II; endoplasmic reticulum unfolded protein response
Cellular component (GO): nucleus
Molecular function (GO): DNA-binding transcription factor activity, RNA polymerase II-specific; RNA polymerase II cis-regulatory region sequence-specific DNA binding
Source: RefSeq, a predicted model, not a curated record